Messenger RNA from Angiostrongylus costaricensis, 457 nucleotides. Lineage: Eukaryota; Metazoa; Nematoda; Chromadorea; Rhabditida; Metastrongylidae. The record is from the annotation of a GenBank genome assembly.
AUCUUCAGAAGCAGGUUGGAACCGAAAAUUUUAUUCAUACCCUCAUUUCUUUUUUUUCAUAUUUUUUGUAAAUAGCAUUAUGAUAAAGUUGUAGGUGCGUUUGUUUUCUGAGCCGAUAUUUUGUCUGGCAAGUUCCUCAUCUACCUUAGCGUGCGGAUCAUCUAAACCUCCAAUCCUUUUGCUCUUGACGGGCGAUAUCUUAGAAGAACAAAGGAAAAUCCACUACCCACAAGCGUUUGGCGUGGGAAGUAUGGCAUUUUCCACAUCCGGGAAAACACUUAUAGCCGGUUUCUGGGACGGAUCCAUACGAGCGUUUUCUGUGCGUAAGAACACUGUUCUACUCUACCUCGACCUACACACUCAGACCAUUUCUCAGUUGCUUUGGGAGCAGGUCAACGGAGUGGAUCUAGUAAUUGCCGCCUCAAAGGACGAAAAACUGUCAUUAUGGAAGUUUUAA